Messenger RNA from Andrographis paniculata, 905 nucleotides. Its product is annotated as oil body-associated protein 1A-like. Lineage: Eukaryota; Viridiplantae; Streptophyta; Magnoliopsida; Lamiales; Acanthaceae. The transcript is spliced from 2 exons. The record is from RefSeq and is a predicted model, not a curated record. Bases 62 to 751 code for a protein of 229 amino acids.
AUUCUAUAACUUGGCUUCCGGCAAUCCACCGUUCGCUCACAAGUAGAAAAUUGUUACGAAGAUGUCCGGCGGACAGAGGCUGACAGACGUUCCCGGCGAGCCGACGAAGACGUCGACGGCGCUGGUGGAGAAGGCGACGGCGACGAUCCAAGGGUUCGGGGCGGUGAACAAGAUCCACCAGCACCUGUGCGCGUUCCACUUCUACGCGGACGACAUGACCCGGCAGGUGGAGGCCCACCACUACUGCGCCCACCAGAACGAGGACUUCCGGCAGUGCCUCAUCUACGACCGCCCCGACGAGGACGCCCGCCUCAUCGGCCUCGAGUACGUCGUCUCGGAGGAGCUCUUCCUCACCCUGCCCGACGACGAGAAGCGCUUCUGGCACUCGCACGAAUAUGAGGUCAAGAGCGGCGUGCUCUUCAUGCCGGGAGUUCCCGGCCCCAUCCAGCGCCAGGACCUCGCCAAGGUCUGCAAGACCUACGGCAAGGUCUUCCAUUUCUGGCAGGUCGACGCCGGCGACAGCCUCCCGCUCGGCCUCCCGCAGCUCAUGAUGGCGCUCACCCGCGACGGCCAGCUCUACAACCACUUGGCUCAGGAUGUGGAGAAGCGUUACGGGGUGUCGUUGGAGAAGGAGAGGGAGAAUAGGAAGGAUAUGAAGGGGCCGGCGCAGGGGAUACAUCCGAUGGCGAACGGUGCCGGGAAGGGGCUGCAGACGGUGCUCAGGGAGGUCGAUUGCAAGGCCGUAGAUUGAUUAGUUAAUACUUAAUAAUAAUUAUUAGUUAAAUGAUCAUUAUCGUCGCCGGCGGUCGCGGCUAGGAUGGAUAGGGUUUAAUUUUCGUAUGUGUACUGUACGCGCUUUUUGAGGCUCUGUAAUAUAAAUACAGAUAUGUCUUCCCUUUUUGAAA